GACAACACCAAACUUUGAUGACAUAUAUAGGUUUCAAUUUUUAGGGUUUCUAAAGGGUUUAAGCUUUUUUCACACUUCCAAAGCUCACUCAACCAUGCCUUCCAAAACUAACCAAAACGAAAAAGAACUAAAAUCACCGUACAAAGUAGAAGAAGAAGAAGAAGACGAUGACGAAGAAGUAGAAGAAGAAGUAUGGGAUGAUUGGGAAGGAGAUGAAGGAGAUUCUGAAUUCAUCUGUCUUUUCUGUGAUUCCAAUUUCACUUCUUCCACUUCUUUGUUCCAACAUUGUUCUUCAAUUCACCACUUUGAUUUUCAUGCUGUUACAAAUUCUCUUCAAUUGGAUUUCUAUGCUUCCUUCAAGCUCAUCAAUUACAUUCGUUUUCAGGUGGCGGAGAGCAGAUGUUGGAGUUGUGGGUUAGCUUGUCAGUCCAAACAUGAUUUGCAGAAUCACUUGCAUGAUGUAACUGACUUCAAUAGUAUUAAGCCUUUGUGGGAUGAUGAUAGAUAUCUAAAACCUUUCAUGCAAGAUGAUUCAUUACUGUACAACUUUGGUGAAUUUGAAGAAGGUGAAGAUGAACAAAGUUCAGUCAUGGAUGAAGAUCUUGUGAGGGAUUUGAAGAAUGCAAUUUACGGUGAUGAUCAAGAUGCAGUGAAAAAAUUGGUAGUCAAUGAGACAGCUUCUGUUUCAGAUGACCAUUCAAGUUUGCCUAGCUCUUCAGAUAAGGAACUUGUUAAUGGGAAGGACUCAAGAGGAUGUAUUUCGUCAAUUGAUAAGGAUCCAGAAGAAGGGUCUUUGACGGGUAAUCCUCAGAAUCACAUUGUAACACAUAUUAGGAAGGUCAAUGAAAGUUAUUUUGGAUCUUACAGUUCAUUUGGCAUUCAUCGAGAGAUGUUAAGUGAUAAGGCUAGAAUGGACGCUUAUGGCCAAGCAAUUUUGAAGAAUCCCUCUCUGCUAAAUGGCGCUGUGGUUAUGGAUGUAGGUUGUGGAACUGGCAUCCUCAGCCUUUUUUCAGCUCAAGCAGGGGCUUCAAGGGUCAUUGCAAUUGAGGCUAGUGCCAAGAUGGCAGCAGUGGCAACUCAGGUUGCAAAAAAUAAUGGUCUCUUGCUGAGUAAAAGCGAAACUAGAGUCAAUGGCAACAACAAAGGAGUUGUAGAAGUGGUUAAUGGCAUGGUUGAAGAAAUUGACAAAAUUGUUGAAAUUCAACCUCACAGUGUUGAUGUAUUGUUAAGUGAAUGGAUGGGGUAUUGCUUGCUGUAUGAAUCCAUGCUUGGUUCAGUGCUUUAUGCACGUGACCGGUAUUUGAAGCCUGGGGGUGCUAUUCUUCCCGACACAGCAACUAUUUUUGUUGCAGGAUUUGGAAAAGGAGGUACAAGUCUUCCAUUUUGGGAGAAUGUGUGUGAUUUUGACAUGUCUUGCAUUGGGGAGGAGCUUGUCACAGAUGCUGCCCGAUAUCCUAUAGUUGAUGUCAUAGACCAUCAAGAUUUAGUUACCGGUUCUACUAUUCUUCAGACCUUUGACUUGGCUACCAUGAAGCCCCAUGAAGUGGAUUUCACUGCAACAGCUUCUUUGGAACCAAAAUUGAGUGCUUCAGAAGAUGAAAAAACACAUUUGAAUUCUAAAACAUGCUGCUUGUGCUAUGGAGUUGUCUUAUGGUUUGAUACUGGAUUUACAACUAGAUUCUGCCAGGAAACACCAACUGUGCUGUCAACAUCCCCGUACACUCUGAAAACACAUUGGUCACAGACAAUAUUAACCUUUCGGGAACCGAUUGCCAUUGGAUUAGGCAAAGAAAACGGGAUAAAUUCGGAAACGGUUGGCACUGAAGGCUACCCUGCCGUGAAGAUUGAUUUGCGUAUCAGCAUUGUCCGUUCUACUGAGCAUCGUACUAUCGACAUUUCCAUGGAAGCUACUGGUGUUGCUCCCGAUGGUCGGAGACGCAGCUGGCCAGCUCAACUUUUUUCAUUGCAGUAGUAUGCAAUGCAUCACAUGCCACAUAAACAACACAAUUUUGCCAUGUUCCUCUUUUAUUCCCUAAUCUAUUGGUUUUUAUUUUUAUUUAUUGGAAUAGAGCCGCUUGUACUUGGUGUUUUGUCAGCAAGAACUUUUUGUCUAGUUCCAUAGCUUCUUUUUCCUCUUCGUUGUAAUUGAUCGGUUAUUGUUAUUGAAACUCUUAUCUAUUAAAAUUUCCCCUCAAAGUUGUAGUUCUUUAAAAUUGAAGAUAUUUUUUAAAUUCAUAAUUUUGUAUAGGAACUGAAAACUCAAUUUGGUCAUGGGAAAAAAAUUGAGACCUAAGUUAAUCUCUCAGAAAAAUAAACACUAAUAGUUUCUUACAAUAUUAAACAGAGAUAUGUUGGUCUCAAUUAAUUUCUAUCACUAAAUUAAACUUUCUUUGUUGAGUUGGUAUUGUACAAUUGUUUAAUUGGCAUUUUUUCCAGUUUUGUGUGAUAGAGAAAUGGAAAAAUAGUUGGUAAGAUUCAAAUUA
Messenger RNA from Trifolium pratense (red clover), 2483 nucleotides. Its product is annotated as probable protein arginine N-methyltransferase 3. The record is from RefSeq and is a predicted model, not a curated record. Gene Ontology annotation, molecular function: protein-arginine N-methyltransferase activity. NCBI's taxonomy places the organism in Eukaryota, Viridiplantae, Streptophyta, Magnoliopsida, Fabales, Fabaceae. The coding region runs from base 95 to 1972 and encodes 625 amino acids. Gene Ontology annotation, biological process: peptidyl-arginine methylation. The transcript is spliced from 7 exons.